This is a messenger RNA of Aureobasidium uvarum, 2754 nucleotides long. NCBI's taxonomy places the organism in Eukaryota, Fungi, Ascomycota, Dothideomycetes, Dothideales, Saccotheciaceae. The record is from the annotation of a GenBank genome assembly.
AUGGCCAUGCUGGCUUCCAAACCUUCAUUUCCCACCGCCAUGGGAGGGGCCACAUAUCAAAACACCUCGCCCGCCUACCGCAACAACAACAACAACGCAGUCUAUGGCAGUCCCACCGAAUCCGAGUUUUCCGACUCUUCCAGAAUGUCUGACACCGUAAAAAACUGGGACGAACAACGCGUUGGCGAAUGGCUGAUCAGCAUCAACUGCGGCCAAUAUGUCGACAUGUUCAAGAGUAGGCUCCUUCUCGUCCCUGCCCAUAACCUCAUGGACAUGGACCCUGCCACACUCAAAGAGAUGGGAGUCACCAAGAUCGGCGACCGCGUCCGCAUUGGCUCUCAGGCAAAGCUGUUCAGGACGACCGUCUACAGGAAGACGAGCAAGCGGAACAUGAACAGGCUCUCCCUGGCCACACUCGACGGCAAUGCCCAAGCAAAUGCUCUUCCGGCCUCGUCACCGCGCGAGCGUGCCGUCCUUUCCACCACACGGAUCCAAGCUCCUCCCACGUCUCUUCGCGACAAACGCCUAUCCCGUCGUAUCGAUGGUCAAGACCUUGCAAAAGCAAGCUCCCGUCCCUCCUCGCCAUUAAUAGACCAAGAGAACCGUUCUCGCAUCCCUAUGCAAAAGAGCAACAGCACGCCAUAUCUUCCCAAGCCAUCCCAACGUCUCACCCCUGGCGAAACACCUCCACGCUUCGGCGGCCCGGUCGCCGGUCACAUACGCUCAAGCCCCAGCGUCGACAACCUCGUCACUCACAGCAGCGCUCUACCUGCCGACAAGGCUCUGAUCAGAGUCAUCUUUGACAGCGGUCGCUCCUCCAUGAUCAACAUCGAAGGUUGUGAGACUGCCGACGACAUUGUUCUUAAGACUCUUAAGAAGGGUGCUCUCAACGAGAACCACGUCAAGAACUUUUGCUUCUACCUUCUUGAUGGUUUGAACCCGGAUCCGAAAUACUGUCGUCGUUUGGGCGACACGGAGUUGCUUCGCAUCUGCAACGAUCGUGUGCGUGGUGAAAGAGGUCGACUCAUGCUACGCAAGAUUCAUGCUGGAGAGCCCGAGGGAGAGCAGCUACGCAUCGCCGCCAAGAUUGCUGAAAAAGAAGCUCCAUCACCCCCUGCGAUCGAGGUACAGCAACCCAUCAACAAGUCCAAGAGCCACCUCAAGAUUGAGCAACUCAUUGGCGAGCCUCUGGCUGCAGUUAGCUACCCGAUGUCUCCUGCCUCGUUGCUCGAGCGUGAGAGAAACUCAUACUUCGCUGCCCAGCCCGCCAUCAACACCGCCGGCGCCAGAGCACGCAAACUCAAAGAGUUCUAUGGCGCUCGUCCACCCACCGAGCUCAUUACCCAGGAUCUCACUUCGUACUUCCCAGACAUUAAAAAGGAAGAGAUGGACAAGACAGUACGCAUGUCAAUCCGCCGCUCACGCAGACUCAGCAGAGCCGCCAACCGUCUGAGUACCAUGAGUAGCUUCAGCGUUGCCUCGAGCCUCAAAGACGCCCCUCCACUUCCCACCAUCGCCGACAGCUGGUUGAACUCGGCCAAUCACCCAAAGCCUCUCCGUCCUCUCUCUGUCGUUCGUCUGGGUCGUCCUGUCUCCAACUACCGCGACUCCAUCACAUCAUCUGUACUUGAACCUCUAGACGAGGAGUCACCACUGGAGCCCAACCGCAAAUCAUAUGUCUCUUUCGGCGCUGAUAGCGGAUCCGAUUCUGUCGCUGUGACCGACCCUGAGGGAAACACUAUCAUGCAGAGCUACUUCGAUGAUACUGGUAGCACCAGUCCCGCGAAUACCGAGAACGGCGGAUCUCUCAACUCUCGUCUUAGUCAGGUCAUCGCCGAGGAUGGCGAAGAAUCCGACGAUGAGCUGAUGGAACAUUUGGAGAACGACAGUUGGGAGAACCUCAAGUACAUGAAGGGUGCCAUGAUCGGACAAGGCUCUUUCGGCACUGUCUACCUUGCACUCCACGCAAUCACUGGUGAGCUUAUGGCUUGCAAGCAAGUCGAGAUGCCCUCCUCCUCUGGCACACACCUCGAUGCCAAGAAAAAUAACAUGGUAGAGGCUCUCAAGCGAGAGAUAGGACUUUUGCGCGAGCUUAAGCAUCCUAACAUUGUGCAAUAUCUUGGCUCCAACUCUGAUGACUCACACCUCAACAUUUUCCUCGAAUACGUUGCUGGUGGCUCGGUGGCUACAAUGCUCGUCAACUACGGCUCUCUUGGCGAACCCCUGAUCGCCAACUUUGUCAGGCAAAUCCUUUCUGGAUUGGCAUACCUUCACUCCAAGGACAUCAUUCAUCGCGACAUUAAGGGUGCCAACAUCCUCGUCGAUAACCAUGGUAGUGUCAAGAUCAGUGAUUUCGGUAUCAGUAAGCGUGUCGAAGCAUCAAGUCUCCUCGUUCCACCUACUGGUAAACGCACCGGCCCCCGCGUCUCUCUUCAAGGCUCCGUCUUUUGGAUGGCACCCGAGGUCGUCAAGCAGACCGCCUACACUCGCAAAGCAGAUAUCUGGUCUCUCGGUUGUCUUAUCGUCGAGAUGUUCACUGGUGUCCAUCCUCACCCCAACUGCACUCAAUUACAAGCCAUUUUCAAGAUUGGCAGCAGUGCGGCACAGGCUCGUCCUGAUAUGCCCGAUCAGGCCAGUGAGAGCGCCAAGUUCUUCCUCGAGCGCACAUUUGAGAUUGAACAUGAGAAGAGACCUUCGGCUGAUGAGUUGUUGGGUUAUGCUUUCUGUGCACCCAAGGAGCCAGGUUCUGCUUAA